UGAAAAUGUCGUGUGACUGCUUCCGGUCACCGCGAUGUAAUUUCUUCAUGUUGGCUCCGUACAAUGUUGAUGUUCUGCCGUUCACGUAUAUAAAAACAUGACUUAUUAACUCAAAAUAUCUUCAAUUGAUGAAUAUUAAUGCCAGCCUCUUUAUUUAAACAAGCCUAAAUUAAUAUCGAACCAGAUGUAAUAAGAAAACACCUUAAAAUGUACACAUAAAAUAUAAAACCUCGCAGUUUUCGCUACUGUUAGCGCCAUCUAUGAUUUCCGAUAGUAAACAUAUAUGCCUAUAGUGAAGAUGUAUGCUUUGCAUUCUUUAUAUUAUUUAUUCUCAACAAAGCCUUGGUUCUUUAACUGCUGAAUCCCAGCAUUAACCACCAUUGUGGCCGCCUCUCCCCUAGCCGCCUACGAUAUAUAAAUGAGACCUUAAAGAGGGGAAAGGCGGCAACUUAUAUAUAUGUUAUAUUAGGGGGGAUCUAAUUGGGAAAUAGAAUGCAUCGCAUACAUACCUUCAUAUCCCAUAAGGGACUCUUCAUCCUCACUCUCUCUGCACCUCAACUCCUGGGCCAGAGGAGCCUUAAUCUGCUUCGCUUAUCUUAAGGCGGCUGAAUGUAUGACACCCGAGAUCUGUGGGUAAAAUUGCUCUAUGAACAUGGUAUUCUCCAAACCAUUAACCUCCACACAUAAAUCUAUAUAUCUUACUAGUGAGCCCCAUCUUACCCGGCCGGAUGUAGGUUACACAAAGCCAACUACCUAAGUAGCUGUAUAGUCAAGGGGGCGUACCGCAGCCGAAGCUGCCCCUUGCGUGCUGAUAAAGGAGUAACUAGCGGCCGAAGCCACCUUACUCCUACACGGGGAUAAAGGAGAACCUAGCAGCCGAAGCCACAGAACUCCUAACGCCUUUCUCUGGUUUCAAGGGGGCGUACCACAGCCGAAGCUGCCCCUUGCGUGCUGAUAAAGGAGUAACUAGCGGCCGGAGCCACCUUACUCCUACACGGGGAUAAAGGAGAACCUAGCAGCCGAAGCCACAGAACUCCUAACGCCUUUCUCUAUAGUAGCCGCCCCCCUUACGGGGAGCAUCUAGCAGCUAAACCUGCCAUUCUCUUACACAUUGAUAUAGGAGGAUCUGCGGCCGAAGCCGCAGACUCCUACACAAUCAUAAGUCCCUAGUCCGCCUUACCUAAGAUGGGCUCCCAAUAGCUUCCACGUCAAGGUCACGUGGCAAGCUCGAACCAGAAAGGAAUAAAGGAGAUAAUCGCACAGAGAAACCAUACCACUACUGCGAGCUUUCACCAAGUAAAUAAAAUACUUAGCUUUAGAUGAUUCCGGACAGCUGUAGGCUUCCUCACUUUAUAUCACAUUUUAUAGAACUAGCGCGUUUCGCGCCAUACUGAAUCUAGCUUCACCAACUUACUACGUUGGUUAACUUACCACAGUUCCACAUAGAGGGCGCUGUUCGGUGUUGCCGCAGGUGAAUUAGUAUUGUGGCAUCGGAUUUUCGCGUCCGUCGCGACACGGUAUGUUCGCUCCGCGAAGUCGCGCCGCGAUUCACUCGCAUAGUCUGGAGGGGGCUUAAAGGACUUUUAAAUCUUCUAAGUAUAUAUCAAAAUUAUUUUACAAUACUUCUAUAACUUGACGCGGCGAAUGAUGAUCCCUAUGACAGUUUCUCGAAUUCACUUUUGGAUCGACAUAAUUUAAAAAAUAAUUGUAGAAAUAGGUUUUUACCGUAUUUUUAUUGCCUAAUGGUUAUAUUUCUAAAUAAAAAAAGUGUUUAAGCAACAAAAAAAGUCCAAAAACAUUUAAUAUUGACAGUUACUCCAUACAAAAAUGUACUGUCAUAGGGAUCAUCAUUAGCCGCGUCAGGAUAAAUUGUUUAAAGUUACGGGAUUUAUUAUACCGGACAACACCAAAACCUAUAGACACUUCAAUUUUUUUUUUCACUUGUGGCUACAAUCAUUAAGUCCGUGGCUACAAUACAAUAAUUGCUCAUAAAUCGAUCACAAACCGUUAAAGAUAAUAAUCGAAUCCACUGUUCAUAAUCUCUCCAAAGGCCAACACUAGCAACGAUUGACGUGAUUCUGAUUGACAUUUGUAACAAUACAAAAUGUCAUGUUAGUGCAAUGAUAAUAAAUUGUGCGAUGAAUUUAUGUAAAUUAUUCGAAAAUGGGUUUACUUCGAGCAAAACAAAUAGGAUUAACAAUAAAUCUGUGUGAAGUGUGCUAAAUUUCAAUGUGAUCAAUGACAUAUUCUGUGGAAUAUCGACGGUUUGAGUUGUGUCGGAGAAGAGAUUUUAUUUGGACAAAUAUUUCAUGACCAUCAAAACUGCCCCGAUGCCUCUAAGCAUCAGCAUCCCUAAGACAACAUGUAUGACAUGUUGUCUGAGUUCCAAGUAUCAGAAUUCGAUUCAAUCGGGGAUAUAUUUCGACUGAAGUCCGGUGAUCCAUUAGAUACGUUUGGUGAGAUGUGGUACCCAGUGUUUUUGUGGUCAUUGUGUUCGUCAGUGUUUGUUCACACUUGUGCAGCGCUCGUGGCGUUCGGUACCCUAAGAAAGCACAAGUAUGGCAAGUUCUUUCCCGUCCUUUUAAUAGUGAUGGGUGUUGUGAGCCCAGUGACAUCAGGCGUGGCAAGCAGUGCUGCUGUCGCCUUCAUAUAUCGCGCAGCAAAUCUGACUAUGCCGCCCAUCCAUGCCAUGAUAUGGGGCAUUGGGCAAACACUGUUAGGGGCCGGCAUUGGUUUCACGAGGAUUUUGGCAACUUUGUAAUAAGUGGUGUAUUGUUUGUAGUUAAUUGUGAUGCAUCAACUCUCUAUAUAAUUUGGAUGUAAUUGAAAGUCAAUUAUCUUAGCAUUAUUGUAAUGGAAAUGGUAUAGGACAGUGCAGAUAUUGUAGUAUAGAUAAAUUAUCACUGGUCCUGGUAGUGGUAAAUACUCACUAAUCAUAGUAGUGAGACUGCUGUAAAUAAUAUUUAUCUCUGUAUACUUUUUAUAUGUAUGCAAAGAAUAGUCAUUUAUAUUGUAUAAUUUGGCAAUGAAAUUUUAAAGUUUACUUAUUUUAAACCUGUCCUUGGCUUUAACUAUUGUGAAUAUAAUCACUUAUUUUGUAUAAGUACAUAUGAACUCCAAUGGAUUUAUUAUUCUGUUUGUGUUCAAAUUUUCCACAUGGCUCUGCAUGUGUUUUAAAACAAUAUAGUGACAAUUUGCAAUUACUAUCAAUGCUAUAAAUAUGUGAUUUCCCAAGAGUUUUGGAAUUGUGUUCCGUUUGUUUUACUGCUGAUAUUGUAUAUAAACAUGUUUCUAGUUCCAUUCCUCUUUUAUGUUGGAAAUAUCCUAAACAUUCUUUGUUCUUAUAUCCCAAAUUCUAAAAUGAUAGUUCAACUGCCCAAUUUGCAACAGUUACACUGUAGACUGAGCUCAAUCUGGGUAGUACCAUUCAAACCACAAUAUAGAUCAGCACCACUCCCAACUCAGUGGUGGUGACAAUCCUCUACUAAUUGGAUGGAAUCAAUUGCAGUGAAUUUGGGUAUCAAUCUGUCUGUGUAUGAAGUACCUGUAGGUACAUAUAACUUACCUGGUAAAGUAAUUGUUCCUUAAAAAAAUUGUCCUGUGAUUACAAUUGAUUGCUCAUUGUCGUCUCUAUGCUCGACCCACCGAUAGUCACUAAUCAUGCUUGCUUGUGACUGAUUAUUAUUUUAAUAAUGUUGAAUAAUUGCAAUAUUCUUUUAGUAUAAAUUAUUGUGAUAAUGAUAAAUAAACAAUGUACGAAAUUAUGUUAAGAUAACAGAUGAUAACUUGUAUUCCUUUCUACUGUAAUAAUUGAUAUCUUUUUGGAUGCACAAACACUUACCUAAACCAAUAAAUGUACUGGUACUUACCUAUGUUAACAAAAACUUAAAAGUAAAAAUAUGAACAUACUCUACUAAGUAAUAUAAGAUAAGAUAGUAUGUAAUGCUAAAGUUAGGUACUAGACAAAAUGAGUAAUUUGCAAACAGAAUAUAUAUUUGUAAAUAUAUAGGGAGUGCAAUAUUUUUUUUUUACCUAUUUGUUUAAUAAUGGAUUUUAAUAGCAUUUUACACCUUAAUUUGCAACUUCAAUAGACAUUUAACUAUAUAUACUGACAUAUCUUCUCUCUUAAAUUUUUGUGACGAAUCUAGUAGCUGUUGAAAACUAUUUGUGAUU
Messenger RNA from Cydia pomonella (codling moth), 4173 nucleotides. RefSeq names its product transmembrane protein 170A. The record is from RefSeq and is a predicted model, not a curated record. The coding region runs from base 2363 to 2761 and encodes 132 amino acids. Lineage: Eukaryota; Metazoa; Arthropoda; Insecta; Lepidoptera; Tortricidae. The transcript has a single exon.